This is a messenger RNA of Papilio polytes (common Mormon), 1411 nucleotides long. RefSeq names its product vacuolar protein sorting-associated protein VTA1 homolog (gene Vta1). The coding region runs from base 153 to 1133 and encodes 326 amino acids. The transcript has 5 exons. The record is from RefSeq and is a predicted model, not a curated record. Gene Ontology annotation, biological process: late endosome to vacuole transport via multivesicular body sorting pathway. Gene Ontology annotation, cellular component: multivesicular body. Lineage: Eukaryota; Metazoa; Arthropoda; Insecta; Lepidoptera; Papilionidae.
AAAUAGUUAAAAAGUAUCUUAUUCUUGUGAAUGAUUAAUUUGUUGUGCAUAAAACUAUAAAAUAGUAAGAUAUUUCUAUACGAUUACAAAGCUAUUGUACCUUGAUAAUACAGCAUUUAUCUACAUAUUACAUAUACAUCAGCUGUUCCAACAUGCCUGUGACUAUUCCCGAUUGCCCGCCCAGCUUGAAAUCUAUACAACAUUACUUAAAAACAGCUUCAGAACAUGAUGCUAGAGACCCUGUGGUGGCAUACUGGUGUCGUUUACACGCUUUACAAGUUGGCAUGAAGUUAACCAAUAAGAAAACUCCAGAAGAAACAAAGAUGUUAAUGGGUCUCAUGGACUGGUUGGAGGAAGAAAAGACAACUCAUAAAGAUAAUGAAGCUAUAAGUAAUGAAGUAGCGGCACAAGCUCAUCUUGAAAAUUAUGCACUUAAACUGUUUAUGUAUGCAGACAAACAGGACAGGGAGCAGAACUAUGGGAAAAAUGUUGUCAAAGCAUUUUAUACAUCUGGGAUGAUCUAUGAUGUCCUCACUACAUUUGGUGAACUGACAGAUGAGGCCGCACAGAACAGGAAGUAUGCUAAGUGGAAGGCUGCUUAUAUACAUAACUGUCUAAAGAAUGGAGAAACACCAGUUCCAGGACCUCUUCCAGCAGAAGGGGAAACACCAAAUGAUGAGAACUCUGGAAUAAAUAACCAACCGGAACCCAUGGGUUUUACCCCAAAUCCUGGUUUUCAACCAGAACCUACCGGUUUUGCCCAAAAUCCUGGUUUCAAUCCACAAGUGACACCAGCUACUCCACCCAUUAUACCUACAAGUUUUAGCAGCACCUUACCCGAUCCCAAUGCAGCGCUGCGAGCAGCCUCUCAGCUGCCUCCAGUACCAUACACACCUGAUCCAAACCCCGGUGGCUUUGUACCAUAUGACCCAUCACAACAAAGUCAGCCAUCUCAGCCACUUUAUGGUGAUAAUUCUUUAAUGGUGGCACAAUUGAGUCCCGAUCAGAUUGCAAAGGCCCAAAAGUACUGUAAAUGGGCAAGCAGUGCUCUUAAUUACGAUGAUGUUAAAACUGCAAUCAAUAAUCUGAAGAAUGCUCUAGAGUUGUUACAAACUGGACGAGAUCCCGCUUAAGUCAAUAAAGGGAAUUGCAACAUUUUAUUAUAAUUGUUAUGUUUAUAUAUAAGUUGUGUUACAUAUUUUAUUGAUUCGCUCUUACUGAACCAUUGUAUCAUUUUUUUAAUGGUUAAGUUAUAAGUAUAACACAGAUAUAUAAAUGUAAAUGCAUAUGAUAUUAUGUGUAAGGAAUAUGUUAUAUAAUGUGAAAUUAACUUAAAUGUACAAUUAUGCCUUUAAAAUUGUGUUAAGUUUUCAAAACAAAUAUGAAAAUGCUUUAAUAAAUAAUUUACUGG